GAGGAGCUGAGGUCAACAUCGAAUUUGAAAUAUUUAAAGUGGAUACAAAACUGUUUCAGCAAUGCAGACAAUUAAGUGCGUUGUUGUGGGUGAUGGUGCCGUUGGUAAAACAUGUCUCCUGAUAUCCUACACAACAAACAAAUUUCCAUCUGAAUAUGUACCGACUGUUUUUGACAACUAUGCAGCCACAGUUAUGAUUGGUGGAGAGCCAUACACUCUCGGACUUUUCGAUACCGCAGGGCAAGAGGAUUAUGACAGAUUACAACCAGUGAGUUAUCCACAAACAGAUGUAUUUCUAGUCUGUUUUUCAGUGGUAUCUCCAUCCUCAUUUGAAAAUGUGAAAGAAAAGUGGGUACCUGAGAUAACUCACCACUGUCCAAAGACUCCUUUCUUGCUUGUUGGGACCCAAAUUGAUCUCAGAGAUGACCCCUCUACUAUUGAGAAACUUGCCAAGAACAAACAGAAGCCUAUCACUCCGGAGACUGCUGAAAAGCUGGCCCGUGACCUGAAGGCUAUCAAAUAUGUGGAGUGUUCUGCUCUCACACAGAAAGGCCUAAAGAAUGUAUUUGAUGAAGCAAUAUUGGCUGCCCUGGAGCCUCCAGAACCGAAGAAGAGCUGCAGGUGUGUGCUGCUAUGAACAUCUCUCCAGAGCCCUUUCUGCACAACUGGUAUCGGCAUCAUACUAAAAACAAUGUUUAAAUCAAAC
Messenger RNA from Choloepus didactylus (southern two-toed sloth), 706 nucleotides. Its product is annotated as cell division control protein 42 homolog. Bases 62 to 637 code for a protein of 191 amino acids. Gene Ontology annotation, cellular component: dendritic spine. Gene Ontology annotation, biological process: small GTPase-mediated signal transduction; modification of synaptic structure. Gene Ontology annotation, molecular function: GTPase activity; GTP binding. The record is from RefSeq and is a predicted model, not a curated record. The transcript has a single exon. Lineage: Eukaryota; Metazoa; Chordata; Mammalia; Pilosa; Megalonychidae.